Photinus pyralis (common eastern firefly) is the source of this 1277-nucleotide messenger RNA. RefSeq lists its product as uncharacterized. Gene Ontology annotation, biological process: DNA integration. The coding region runs from base 219 to 1277 and encodes 352 amino acids. The record is from RefSeq and is a predicted model, not a curated record. NCBI's taxonomy places the organism in Eukaryota, Metazoa, Arthropoda, Insecta, Coleoptera, Lampyridae. Gene Ontology annotation, molecular function: nucleic acid binding. The transcript is spliced from 2 exons.
AACACCUGUAUACAAUUUGUGAACAACUGAUAUUCAAAUAUCGAGAGAUUGAGAAUUUAGAUUGUGAACAUAGGAAUAUUUCUCUCGGUAAUUAUAGCUUAGAUGUUUUACAUGUUUCAAAUAAUAUUGGGCGUCCAAGGUACAAUUUAACUCGAGAACAACUUACAACAUUACGAAACUCUGGUUUAACCUGGAAAAGAAUAUCAGACUUACUUAACAUGUCUGUACGUACUCUAUAUCGACAUCGAAAAACCAUGUCAUUUGAAGAUAAUCGGGAGUUUCUCACAGACGCUGAGUUGGAUUCUAUGCUACAUAAUAUUUUGUCCGUAACUCCAAAUGCAGGUGAAACUUAUGUUCUUGGGAGUUUAAGAUCAAGAAACUUUCAAAUUGCACGGUGGAGAGUACGAGAAAGACUUCAAGCUAUUAAUCCCAUUCGGAUAAGUUUACGAAGAACACAUGCAAUUUGCAGACGAACAUACAGAGUGAAAGGCCCUAAUUAUUUAUGGCAUAUGGAUUCAAAUCAUAAAUUGACUACAUUUCGAUUUGUAUUUCAUGGAUGUAUCGAUGGAUAUAGUCGUUUAAUUAUAUAUUUGAAAUGUUUGCCAGAUAAUACCUCACAGAGUGUGUUAAACUUAUUUAAAAUUGGUGUUGAAAAGUUUGGACUACCAGUAAGAGUUCGUGGAGACCAUGGAACCGAAAAUAUUCUUGUUGCAGAAUAUAUGUUAAAUGAACGUGGCAUUAACAGAGGAAGUUACAUAACGGGGCGAUCUGUUCAUAACCAACGCAUAGAGCGAUUAUGGGCAGAAGUAAAUAGAGUUGUCUCUAAACAUUAUAAACAACUUUUUAUUUGGAUGGAAAAUGAGAGCCUAUUAGACGAGCUAAACGAGGUUGAUCUGUUUGCUUUGCGGUAUAUUUAUUUGCCUCGUAUUCAAAACAGUCUAAAUGAAUUUGUAAGUCAGUGGAACAAUCACAGUUUGAGUACAAUGAAUGGAUACACACCUCUACAAUUAUGGACUAUGGGAUUAGUUGGAAACAAUUCUGAUUUGUUGGAAGACGAAUUUUAUGUUCAAGACUCAGAAAUAUAUGGAUCUGAUCCAGAAGGUCCAAUUGUUAUUCAAACGAACAAUAAUGUUGUAGUUCCCUUGCCUGAACAACACUUUUUAGAAGUGGAAGAACAAUUAAGAAAUAUUGUAGCAGACCCUUUAGCAGAAGAUGAAAUGCAAGGUAUCUCACUGUAUAUUAGAGUACGUGAAUACAUUAAUUCAUGUUUGCAGUAA